Molecule: messenger RNA, 2613 nt
Organism: Emys orbicularis (European pond turtle)
Lineage: Eukaryota; Metazoa; Chordata; Testudines; Emydidae
Gene: LRCH3
Product: leucine rich repeats and calponin homology domain containing 3
Exons: 22
Coding region: 1-2613 (870 amino acids)
Molecular function (GO): protein binding
Source: RefSeq, a predicted model, not a curated record
AUGCCCGCUUCAUGCGUCAGUCCCUGUGUAGUGGACUCCGCCCUCGCCCUCCGCGCAUGCGCUCUCGUUUCCUCGUCCGCGGGCUCCGCGCCUGCGCACUGCCCAGAGGCGCCGGAGCUCUGUGGCGGCGGCGGCGGGGGGGAAAUGGCGGCCGUGGUGCUGGUGUCCGUGGAGAGCGGCUCGGGGAUGAUACCGGCCGGGAGCCCGGCUGCGUGUGGGGCUCCCGCGGGUCCCUGUGGGCCGGGUUCGUGGAGCCGUUCCCUGGACCGGGCCCUGGAGGAGGCGGCGGUGAGCGGGUCCCUGAGUCUGAGCGGCAGGAAGCUGCGGGACUAUCCGCGGGGCAGCGCCGCCAACCACGACCUGAGCGACACCACGCAGGCCGAUUUGUCACGGAACAGACUCUCGGAACUUCCUGCAGAAGCGUGUCACUUUGUUUCCCUUGAGAGCCUUAACUUGUACCAGAACUGCAUUCGUUACAUCCCAGAGGCCAUCCUGAACCUACAGUCUUUAACAUUUCUAAAUAUCAGUCGAAACCAGCUUUCAACAUUGCCAGUACACAUGUGUAGUCUACCGUUGAAAGUUUUGAUAGCAAGUAAUAAUAAGUUGGUCUCACUACCUGAAGAAAUUGGACAGCUCAGACACCUGACAGAGCUUGAUGUGAGCUGUAAUGAAAUACAGACAAUACCUCCACAGAUUGGCAGUCUGGAGUCUUUGCGUGACCUGAACAUCAGGAGAAAUCAUUUGGUGCAUUUACCUGAAGAGCUUGCAGAAUUGCCUUUGAUUCGAUUCGAUUUCUCCUGCAAUAAAAUCACAACAAUUCCUGUUUGUUAUCGGAACCUCAGGCAUCUUCAGACAAUCACACUAGAUAACAACCCUCUACAGUCACCCCCGGCACAGAUAUGCAUAAAAGGAAAAGUCCACAUAUUUAAAUACCUGAACAUAGAAGCAUGCAAGAUAGCUCCAGACUUGCCUGAUUAUGAUAGGAGGCCCAUGGGAUUUGGCUCUUGCCAUGAGGAACUGUACUCCAGUCGUCCCUAUGGAGCACUAGAUUCUGGUUUCAAUAGUGUGGACAGCGGAGACAAAAGAUGGUCAGGGAAUGAACCUACAGAUGAGUUCUCAGACCUCCCUCUGCGAGUGGCAGAGAUCACUAAAGAGCAGAGACUGCGAAGAGAGAGAGAGUACCAGGAGAACCGAGGGAGCACGGUUGUAACUAAUGGUGGAGUGGAACAUGAUCUGGAUCAGAUUGACUAUAUUGAUAGCUGUGCCACUGAAGAGGAAGAGGAAGAGGUGAGGCAGCCCAAGUGCAUGGAGUCAGAGAGCCUCAGCUCACAAUUCAUGGCAUAUAUUGAACAACGGCGAAUCUCUCAUGAGGGCUCACCAGUAAAGCCAGUGCCCAUCAGAGAUUUUCAGAGAACAGAAGACACAAGACGAUACUUGCAUCAAAACCGGGAUACUGAUGAAUUACGAAGACCAGAAACACUAAGCUUGGUGCAGGACAGAGAGCGACACCAAGGACAGAGGAGUUAUGUAGACAAGGCAGAGAGAGCUCCAGCUGAUUCAUCUUACCUUCUAUCUCUGUCCAACAACCACAGUCAGAUCUCUCAUACAGACGUUGAACUUCACCGAAGGCGAGAGCACGUAGUGGAGCGCACUCGGAGAGAAGCCCAGCUCGCAGCACUUCAGUAUGAGGAGGACAGGAUGAGGACGAAACAGAUCCAGAGGGAAGCUGUGCUUGACUUUGUCAAACAAAAGGCAUCCCAGAGUCCUCAGAAGCAAAGUCCUCUGGAUAGUGAGUGUCCUUUUCCAUCCAGAAGGUCUCAGCACACUGAUGAUAGUGCCUUGUUAGUGUCGCUGUCAGGGUUGAAUCAAGAGGGCUGUGCUACCACCCUGCCUCAUGCCUUCAUAUCUGUCAAGAGUGAUGACAGAUCUACUAUAUCAGCAGCUUCACCGACUACCCAAACAGUCCACCUUUCCUCUCUGUAUCCUGGCCCUGCCGCUCCUCCUUCCUAUAGAAACCCUUCCCAGCGACCUGAGAGUUUCCUUUUCCGAGCAGCUGUAAGGGAUGAAAUGAACAAAGCUAUUGCUUCAUCUCCCUCUUCUGCCUCAUCUCCUCCUAAUGAUUCUACAGACCCCAGAGCAAGGCAGAACUCCAAGCAACGUGAGGAAGAGUUGGAGCUAAUAGAGCAACUGCGGAAGAAUAUUGAGUCACGGUUAAAAGUGCCUUUGCCCAGUGAUCUUGGAGCAGCUCUUACUGACGGAGUUGUUCUGUGCCACUUAGCCAAUCAUGUGCGGCCUCGAUCUGUUCCCAGCAUCCAUGUCCCCUCGCCUGCUGUACCUAAGCUAACAAUGGCAAAAUGCAGACGAAAUGUGGAGAAUUUCCUGGAAGCUUGCAGAAAGAUUGGUGUGCCUCAGGACAAUCUUUGUUCCCCUUCUGACAUUCUUCAGCUAAACCUCAGCGUUAAAAGGACAGUUGAAACUCUUCUUUCCCUGGGGACAGAGUCAGAAGAAUCCACUCUUGUCUCUCUUUCCAUCCAGCUUUGGGGCUUUGUGGCAUUUUACUGUACUCUAAUGCUAACACUCUGUAUGUUCUAUCGCUGGGUCUUUUUCCUCUAG